CUCAAACUCAGAAAGUGAAUGAAGUAGAUGCUGAUGGGGGUAAAUUGUAUUAUUUAAGGAAAGUUGCCCACCAACCGUUCGACGAAAUGAUUUUUUUCGUGAUAAGUUGUACAAGGUCUAUUGUAUUUCCUGAACUGCAUGAUCCAUGGUAAACUUUUAAACUAGUUUUGUGAUAAGCCGUAUCGCUGCAUAAUCCAUGGUUAAAACUGAAAGUAGUUUUUUCUCAAUCUCUUUCGAAGACAACGUUGUUUGGCAUGUGGGUUUGUUCUUGCACGUAGCUUUGAGACGUAUUGAAUAUCAUUUAUUUAUUCUUCGGGUCUAUUGUUUUACUUUCUUAUAGACUUGUUUCAAAGGUUGACGAAACAACAAACAAAAAAAAUAUAUGCAUGAUUUCAAAGGGUGGUGCUAAAUAGUUUUAGCCAAGGUUGACCUGGCUCAGGCUGAGCUUUUUUUUUUCUAAUCAUAGGUUUGUCCUUGGCUCGGUGGAAGUCGUUCUUAAUACAUAGAUACUUCUGAAGUAGCAUACCAAGGAGACGCAAUAGCAAACGGCGCCGUUGAGCUUACCAACAUCGUGUACACGAGCCGUUCCGGUUGGGCUACGUACGGUAAGAAGAUACCUCUAUGGGAUCCACAAACCGGCACGCCUUCGGAUUUCACCACCCGUUUCUCCUUCAGAAUAGAUACGCGUGGCGCUGGCUACGGUAACUACGGUCAUGGCUUCGCUUUCUUUCUAGCUCCCGCGGGGAUCCAGAUGCCUCCCAACUCAGCCGGUGGUUUCUUGGGCCUGUUCAACGAAACCGAUGUUCUCUCUUCUUCUUACCCGCUCGUUCACGUCGAGUUCGACACCUAUACUAAUACGGAAUGGGAUCCUCUGGACAUGGCGUCUCAUGUGGGAAUCAACAACAACUCUCUUGUCUCUUCUAGCGUCACUUCUUGGAACGCAUCCGCACAUAGCCAAGAUAUAGGGCGUGUGGUGAUCAUUUAUGAUUCCGUUAGAAGAAACUUGAGCGUCUCUUGGACGUACGACUUAACAUAUGAUCCUAAGGAGAACUCAAGCCUUUCUUACAUCAUUGAUCUUUCGAAGGUGCUGCCAUCAGAAGUAACGGUCGGGUUUUCAGCGACGUCUGGAAGCGUCACCGAAGGAAACAGACUUUUGACAUGGGAGUAUAGUUCAGACUUGGAGAUAAGAGAUAUCAAGAAAAGCCAAGAUGACAGGAAAGGGAUGAUCAUUGGCAGUUCAGUUUCUGGAUUUGUUUUGGUAACGUUCUUCAUCGUCUUGCUUAUCGUCUUCUUGAAACUACGGAAGGAUCAUAUUGACAAAGCAGAAGAAAACUUGACAUCGAUAAACGAGGAUCUCGAAAGAGGAGUAGGACCGAGAAAGUUUGCUUACAAAGAUCUUGCGUCAGCUGCUAACAACUUCUCAGUUGAUAGGAAGCUAGGGGAAGGAGGGUUCGGAGCGGUGUAUAAAGGAUACUUAAACGGCUUAGACAUGAUGGUUGCGAUAAAGAAGUUCGCGGGCGGGUCUACGCAAGGGAAAAGAGAGUUCAUAACGGAAGUAAAGGUAAUCAGCAGUUUGAGACAUCGAAACUUGGUGCAACUCAUCGGUUGGUGUCAUGAGAGAGACGAGUUUCUUAUGGUGUACGAGUUCAUGCCAAACGGUAGUUUAGACGCUCAUUUAUUUGGUAAAAAGCAGCCGCAUCUCGCUUGGCCUGUGCGGUGCAAGAUAACUCUCGGUAUAGCCUCUGCGCUGCUGUAUCUCCACGAGGAGUGGGAGCAGUGCGUUGUGCACAGAGACAUCAAGGCGAGCAACGUGAUGCUCGACUCUAAUUUCAACGCCAAGCUUGGUGAUUUCGGGUUGGCUAGGUUGAUGGACCACGAGGUUGGGCCGCAGACGACAGGGUUAGCGGGGACGUUUGGUUACAUGGCUCCUGAGUACAUAAGCACGGGAAGGGCGAGUAAAGAGUCUGAUGUUUAUAGCUUUGGAGUUGUCACGUUAGAGAUUGUUACAGGGAGAAAGUCUGUUGAUCCGAGACAAGGAAGAGUGGAGCCUGAGACGAGCCUUGUGGAGAGAGUUUGGGAUCUUUACGGGAAAGGAGAAGUGGUCACAGCUGUUGAUGAGAAACUUGGGAGUGAUGGUUUUGAUGAGACGCAAGCGGAGUGUCUUAUGGUUGUAGGGUUGUGGUGUGCUCAUCCUGAUAGGAACUCGAGGCCUUCGAUAAAACAAGCGAUCCAGGUCUUGAAUAAUGAAGCACCGUUGCCUCAUCUUCCUACGAAAAUGCCUGUUGCUACUUAUCAUGCGUCGUCUUCGAGUACUGCGACCUCGGUUAGCUCUGGUGGAGCUGCGACAGCAACGUUUUCAAGUGCUCAACUUGGUCGUUGAGCAGAUACAUGUUAAAUGUGUGUGUUGUUGUAUACAGUUCUUGACUGUGCAUCUUGAUAUUGAGGUUACAAGUGCUAAACUUGGUCGCUGAGCAAAUCUCUGUUGCUUUUUGAACUCUUGUUUCUUAACUGUGUUUGGUAUGAAUUGCACGUGUGUGUGUGUUUUGUUCUUGUGCAUCUGUAAUUGAUCUUUAUUGUUACUGAAA
This is a messenger RNA of Raphanus sativus (radish), 2585 nucleotides long. Its product is annotated as L-type lectin-domain containing receptor kinase IX.1. The record is from RefSeq and is a predicted model, not a curated record. Gene Ontology annotation, cellular component: plasma membrane. Gene Ontology annotation, molecular function: protein kinase activity; carbohydrate binding; ATP binding. The transcript is spliced from 2 exons. Gene Ontology annotation, biological process: protein phosphorylation. Lineage: Eukaryota; Viridiplantae; Streptophyta; Magnoliopsida; Brassicales; Brassicaceae. The coding region runs from base 752 to 2380 and encodes 542 amino acids.